Marasmius oreades (fairy-ring Marasmius) is the source of this 1560-nucleotide messenger RNA. RefSeq lists its product as uncharacterized. Bases 13 to 1560 code for a protein of 515 amino acids. NCBI's taxonomy places the organism in Eukaryota, Fungi, Basidiomycota, Agaricomycetes, Agaricales, Marasmiaceae. The record is from RefSeq and is a predicted model, not a curated record. The transcript has a single exon.
GACUCGUCCACCAUGGCGAUUGAAAGCUUGGCCCCCGAAACCCUUAUACACAUCCUCAAAAUCGUCUCUCAGCUCGAGUUCCAACAAGAUGAAGCCGUCUACUUGCACAAUACUAUUCUCAAAUGUGCUGAGGUUUCCCGACGAUGGCGCUCCAUCGUGCUCGGGGCACCCACUCUCUUCACCCACUUCAUCAUCUCAUUCGGACUUUUGAAAGCCGCAAAUUGCAACAUGCACAAAUGUAUCGGCUUUUGGCUGGAACACUCGAAACCACUUCCGGUAACCAUUCUAUUGCGAUUUUUGCCUCCUUUCUCGGACCCUGCAGGUUUCACGGCAUUCCAUGACCUGUGGAACACCUCCAUCGCCCCUAACAUCUACCGGUUUGGAGGAAUCCAUUUCCAGCUUCCGCAUCCAGAGAUAACUCCACCUUACACCUCUUUCUCAUUACUAUCCCCCCUCGAACGUGUCCACGCUCCGACUCUCAAUAAUAUCGUCAUUCAACGUAAAAAUUCCUCACAUUGUGUACAGGCCAUUUACCCUCCCUUCAAGUCUACUCCGAACUUGCGUAAGGUAGUCGUUCGCGGCUCGGACAUAUUUCCCUUAACGAAGGAAUUACAAGAGCUCAAUAUUCAUCACUUCCCUUUAUCCGAUACUUUGUUUCGAGAGCUCGCAUCUGAUUGUCAGAGGCUAGAGGUCUUAUCCCUCUGGUCUAUUUCUCUUAUUAGAUCCUCUCCGUUGGGUGAAAGGUUUCACUGGAAAAAGCCGAUUGAAAUGAACUCUCUUCGAUCCUUGAUACUCGAAUUUAGGGACGCUCAACUCGAGGACCUUUUUGAGCUCAAUAGCAUUGUAAACCACCGCAAAUCCGUCCUCACAUAUGUUCUUGCUCCCAGCCUGGAAUACCUAGAGGUCUGCCUUAACGAUCUCAAAAACAUCAAUCUGGCGAAUAUUCUUCCAGACCCUUCGUCACUCACGAGUUUGAGAAAGCUCAAACUUUUGAGAAUUCCUAGGAGAGUCCAAGGCGCAACGGCAGUGGGAGAUAUGGAUCAUUCUACUUGGUUUAGGAACCUUCCCACUACCCACACUAUAGAGGAGAUCCAUCUCUCCCAUUCGUCGGGUGACGUACUUGGAAUUGAUUUCCCGUUUGCAGACGGGGAUGACCUUGGCCUUCAAAAUUCUCAUAUGCCGGUUGGGUCAGAUGAUAUCUAUUACGUUGGAUGGUCGCGCAGUCACGAAUCCGGUCCGUUAGUUGAUCCGUCCACCGGUUCGUUCAAGAAUCUGAAAACCGUCACGUUGGAUACGUUCGAGCCGGAAAACAUGGUUUGGUUGUGCCGUCUUCUGAGUGUAAGACCCACAAUCCAGACAGUCUGGUUGACUACAUUGGCGUUGUCAACGCUACGUAGGAGACUUGUUCUUUUAGAGGAUGAAGAGCUUGGAGCAUGGUUCAUCAAGAUCAAGAAACAGAGAUGUUUGGCGUUCAUACUGGGUCACGAUGAGGAGAAGGGGUUUGAUGCUGAGAAAUGGGUAAAGGAGAGGGUCGAGUUGAAGGUUUAUGAAGCUUCCUAG